This is a messenger RNA of Candida tropicalis MYA-3404, 585 nucleotides long. RefSeq names its product iron-sulfur cluster assembly protein. The transcript has a single exon. The record is from RefSeq and is a predicted model, not a curated record. Gene Ontology annotation, biological process: iron-sulfur cluster assembly. NCBI's taxonomy places the organism in Eukaryota, Fungi, Ascomycota, Pichiomycetes, Serinales, Debaryomycetaceae. Bases 1 to 585 code for a protein of 194 amino acids.
AUGAGUGACCCCAUUAACGCAAACCCAACAAUCAUAGAUGUAUCCAGUUUACCAACUAGAUUGUCUUCUAAUGAAGAAAAAUUGGCAGAAAAGAAACAGCUCGUAUCCCGCUUUGAUUGCUUGUCAUUAUUGAAUCCCAAGGAAUCUGCUGAAAGUGAUCUUGCAUCUGACGAAGAGGAAUCUGAUCCUGAGGAUUAUGACCCAAUAGAUGAACAGGAAAUCUUUGAUCUUAUAGCUUCUAUUUCUGAUCCAGAACACCCUUUAACGUUGGCUCAGCUUGCGGUAGUAAACUUGUCUGAUAUUAAAGUGACUAAUACACAAGAAGGAAUAUCUGAAGUGUUAAUAAGAAUCACACCUACCAUUACUCAUUGUUCUUUAGCUACCUUAAUUGGUUUGGGUAUAAGAGUUAGGUUGGAUAGAAGCUUGCCUCCAAGAUAUAGAAUUAGGAUAUUAAUCAAGGAGGGUACACAUCAGCUGGAGAACCAAGUCAACAAACAGUUAAAUGAUAAGGAGAGAGUUGCAGCUGCGUGUGAAAACGAACAGUUGUUGGGUGUAAUUCUGCAAAUGUUAAGUACAUGCAAAUAA